Messenger RNA from Perkinsus marinus ATCC 50983, 207 nucleotides. RefSeq lists its product as hypothetical. The record is from RefSeq and is a predicted model, not a curated record. The coding region runs from base 1 to 207 and encodes 68 amino acids. NCBI's taxonomy places the organism in Eukaryota, Perkinsozoa, Perkinsida, Perkinsidae. The transcript has a single exon.
AUGAAGGAGAUUACGACGAAGAAGAAAAAGACAGCUUGCAUGGAUGUUGCCGCUAUGGCAUGGUCGAGUGACAACAGGAAGACCGCCGCGAAUAACCAUGUAGUCAUGAGGGAUAAACUUGAUGCCAAACCCCUAGCAUGGUCUGGGAACAAUUCUGCUGCUAAGAGGUAUAUCAGUGGCCCUAGCCCCAUAGAGAAGGAGAAAUGA